Solea solea (common sole) is the source of this 4663-nucleotide messenger RNA. RefSeq names its product protein inhibitor of activated STAT, 4a (gene pias4a). NCBI's taxonomy places the organism in Eukaryota, Metazoa, Chordata, Actinopteri, Pleuronectiformes, Soleidae. Gene Ontology annotation, biological process: protein sumoylation; regulation of transcription by RNA polymerase II. Gene Ontology annotation, molecular function: SUMO ligase activity; transcription coregulator activity; zinc ion binding. The transcript has 11 exons. Bases 109 to 1632 code for a protein of 507 amino acids. The record is from RefSeq and is a predicted model, not a curated record.
ACUCGUGGUGUGAUUGGUUCAAGAGACGUGUCCAUCAAAUCAACCUAUGUGUUUCAUUGGUGAGAGACUAGCAGCCGUUUGUGACUCUCGCGGUACUGCUGCUCGAAGAUGGCGGCCGAACUGGUGGAAGCGAUGAACAUGGUUAAAAGUUUCCGGGUCUCAGACCUGCAGACGCUGCUGGCCUCAAUGGGUCGCAGCAAAAGUGGUCUGAAGCAGGACCUUGUGGGGCGAGCGUUGAGGCUGGUGCAGACUGAAUACAGCCCAGAGCUUCUGAAGAACGUCAGGCAGCUCUACGAGUCCCGCUUCCCCAAAACAUCUGGCUGGCUUGCAGCACGACGUCCAGAGGGCGUUUCAGUUGCCUACUCAUCCCUCAACUCCUCCCCCACUGCCACCACUCAGGGCGCAGACUACCUCAAUGGUAUUUCCAAACCGAUCCCCACACCUGCAGCAGAGGUUAAACUGGUACCACUGCCCUUCUACCAAACAUUGGAGACACUCUUGCCACCAACAGAGCUUAUUGCCCAGAACAAUGAGAAACUGCAGGACAGUCAAUGCAUAUUUGAGUUAACUCCAAACCAAGCAGAUCAGAUCAGAAAUGCAAGUGAUCUUCGUCCAGGAAUGAGAUCAAUCCAAGUGGUUCUUAGAAUCUGUUACACAGACUCCAUUGGUGUCCAGGAGGACCAGUAUCCUCCUAAUAUUGCUGUCAAAGUCAACCAGUCCUACUGUCAUGUGCCAGGAUAUUACCCCUCUAAUAAACCUGGUGUUGAACCCCGUCGUCCUUGUCGACCUGUAAACAUCACUCCCUGGUUGCAUCUCUCCACCGUCACUAACAGAGUCACUGUCGCCUGGGGAAACUUUGGCAAGCGGUACUCUGUGGCAGUGUACUUAGUGAGGGUCUUCACUGCAGCAGACCUCUUCAGUCAACUCAAACUCUGCUCUGUGGAGAGUGCAGAACGUUGUCGUGAACGCAUACAAGACAAACUACGCUUUGACCCAGAAAGUGAAAUUGCAACCACAGGUCUUCGGGUGUCUCUCAUCUGUCCAUUGGUGAAGAUGCGACUCGGUGUACCAUGUCGGGUUUUAACUUGUGCCCACCUUCAGUGUUUCGAUGCAGUCUUCUUCCUGCAGAUGAAUGAGAAGAAGCCCACAUGGACUUGCCCCGUCUGUGAUAAGCCCGCUCCCUUUGAGCUGCUCACAAUUGACGGGCUGCUAUCUGAGAUUCUGAAACAGACGAGCGAGGACAUUGAGGAGAUUGAGUACCUAACUGACGGCUCCUGGCAACCCAUCAGCGAUGACAAGGAGAGGGACAGGGAAAGAGAACGCAGCAACACACCGGAGUACCCUGUUGUUGAUAUAUGCAUUCCUGAGGCAAACGGUCAUUCGCCGGCCCACAGCAGCACCAGCCUGACGGGCAAAUCUGGAAGCAGUUCCGUUGGGAUUGCAGGAGUCGCAGGAGGAGCUGCUGUGGCGCCAGGAGGAGGCGCAGUGGUAGAUCUGACUCUUGACUCCUCCUCUGAGGAGGAGGGGGGUGGGGCAGGAGGAGACAGUGAGGACACGGAGGAUAGCGCUGACAGUCCUGCUCCCAAGAGGGGCCGAUAUAACUAUGACAAGGACCUGGUUACUGCCUACUGACCCCGCAGCUCUGUCCCCUCAUAGACUGACACACAGACAGAGACAGAGGCAGGGGGCUAAAAACAUGAGGACAGGAACACAGUAAUCCACUAGAUGCAACGACCCUCCUCGAUGCUCCAAAACCAGAGCCUUUUAGCAGCUCUGAUUUAUACCCAAACAAAUCAAACAUGCACUGUUGAUGAAUCUUCAGUCUAAAGUGAUUAGGAUUCCUCUUUGUACUGUACACCACUGGAAGCAACUAACUCUUUUUGGUCAACUGUCACCUUGCAGUGAAUAUCUGCACCAUCCUGCCUGUACUAAAGAAACUGAAUGGAUCGAGCACCCCAGCAGCAGCACCACCACCACCACCCCCUCCCCUCCUUUCUUCCUCCCCUCCCUGACUAUUUCCUCUCUACAACCCAUCACUCUUUGUAUUUGACUUGGAAUGACAGGCUCUUUUUUUAGCCCUGAGCGUUCAGUGUUUGCAUUCAUUUUUGUCACAGGUGUGAUAAACAGGCAAGUUGAAAUGGAAGGUCCUCAGUAGUUUUUCUUCUUAAAGGCGACCAAUUGGAAAAGAGCAUGGCUAACUUUGGGUUUGGACAAGGUAGAAUAUGUGGUGUGACGCUAAUUGAAACCUCUUCUCUUGGGUUAUUGUUUCUUUGUUAGCAGAAUGAAUUCAAAGCUUGAAAGGGUUUUUUCAGGAAUUUAAACCUUUUUAAUUAUGAAAGGGCAAAACACAAUACUGGCCUCAAUGUGUGAUGCUUUCCAUUUUUAUUUUGUCCUUCGAUAAAAAGAACCUACCUCAGUCAUAAAAACUUAGCAGACUGACCAGGGAGUAGCUAAGAAAGAAGCAUAGGGCAGAAUUGAUGAGUCUUUCUGAAGCCAAUUUUACACUGGAGAUUUUGUUUUUCCGCAUUGUUUUUUAUUCUUUAAUUCAACGUUCCAUGCUGCUCUGUUUCGUCCAGCAACAACACCAUCUUUAUUCAAGGGCAAGUUAGACUGUGUUGACCAUUGUUGCAGUUAUCUUGCUUUUAAUAUAAUUUAUUGAGGUGUAUAUAUAUCAGCAUUGCAGUUGAGCUAACUCAUCAGAAUUACUGUAUGGCAGCUGUGCCAUCGCAGGAGGGAUUUAAGAAGGAAGCGUUCAUAAGAUUUUGGUGCCUUUUUGUGGUAAAGAAUGGAACCUGUCAUUUUUAAGACUAAGCUGAGACCUGCAGCUGAGACCCCAGUCUGAGGUUUUAUUUCAUUUAUUUUUUCCUUUGGUCUUUUCCAGUAAGAGAAUGUGGUACAGCAUUCAGAAGAGCUCUCCUCCUUAAUUUUGCCCGUGUGUUGGCAUUGUUCUCAGCAAGUAUUUUUUCCUUAUUUUAAAGCUUCAGUCUCUUAACAGUUAUUUGUGAUACAUCAGCAUCAUUUUAAGGCUUAGUUCUGUACAGAUUGCAGCCUUCAGUUGUUUGGGUGUUCUGAGGCUCCUUUUUUGCCCUGUGAUUGAACCUGACCCAGGUUGGAGAAACAUUCAGAAUAUGGUUGCUGUGAUGGUUUCAACAUGUCUGAGACAACAGAAGUUAGUUAAGUGUGAUCAAGUAAGACCCCACCAAGCUUUAAGUCAUUGAUGAAAUUGCAAAUUGUCCUGUCUGGAGCAAGUCGAGCUACUUCAACCAAUGAUCCUCCCUCAGCCUCCCUUCAGUGUAGAUACAGUCAUCAUAUCUUUUUGCUGGAAUAUAAUUGUUAUUAAAUGGGUACAUGCAGUAGGCUUACAUCUAAGAUUCCCCUGCACCUGCACUUAUAUUCUGAGUAUGUGAUUGCUGCUCCUCAGGUAAGGAUACACAGGCUGCAUGUGUGGGUGUUUCAGUUUGUCCUCUGGAAGCUGGUUUGCCUCAAGAGAAACUAUGUUGCUGUGUUCAUUGAGCUGUUUGCACUUUCAUUUGAUAACAUCAUCCCAAGUUAAUGGCUUUUUUAGUUCAGUUCCAGUCGUGUAGUGAGUAUUAAUUGAGAAUAAAUGACCAUUGAGACCUGAUCUCUUCAACGAUGCAUGGGAAUAAGAUGUGAUUCUCGAAAUGGGAGCAGUCCUACUUCACUGUAAAACACCGGAGGGAACAAGUCUUGACUCAAGUCGUGCAUGGGUUUCCCCUCUCUUAUCAUCGCCUUUGUUGCGUUUAAUCUGGUUUUCUUUUGCCUCGCUCAAAUGCACAGAGAAAUUAUAUUUUACACAUUAAUCUGGGGCCUUGCUGUUAGUGAAUGCAUCACAUGAUAGAGUUGGUGUUAAAAAAUAGUCAAAUCUGGUCUUCCAUUUCUUUCCUCCUUUUGACAAAUUGAAGUAGCUUAUAACUGUUUAAGAGUGAGGAAAGAUGGUAGUCACCCAAAAUUGAUGGCACUCUGCCUGUUCUACAUCUGAGUCUGUCCCUGAAAAUGAUAUACUUUAGAAGGUGCUUAGAUACAAAAUAGUAUAAAGAACUCAAUACCUGUCUUUAAUAAGGCAGUUUGUAAUUUUAGGUAAAUGCUAUACAUAUAAAAUUGUUCAUUUGUUUCUAGGUAUAGGUCAUCAUUUGAACAGAUCUCCUAAACUUCUCUGUACCUUGUGAUUUAAAGGUGAGAGGCGGGGCAGGUUGUUUCUGUGGGUCUGAGCCAGAAUCGUCAGCAGGUUGUUUUGGAACUCGGGAAAACUGAGGGUCUGGUCUUUAUGUAGUUGGCAUCUCUUCUUACAAUAAUGCAUAAGGUAGCAUGGGCAGAGGCUUAACAAUCCAGGAUGUAAAUGUUUUGUUUGUUGUGUUUUCUUUCUUUUUUUUUUUUUUACAUGUUCAUAUUAAGACAAUAAAACUAAAUAAUAUUUUAUUAAGCUUGAAUCGCCUCCAGUUGUUCUACAGACGAGAAGCUAUUGAGGGCAGCUGAUGCCACUGAGGACUGGUUAAGGUGUGGAUUGUUAUGUCCUCUACCAAAUGCUCAUGCUGGGGACACAUCUGAUGCCUGAUGAGGAUAAGAACUGUAAAAUUUAAAAUGAUCAUAUUCUAACAGCUGUUCUUGACGUGUGGAAUUAAUUAAAAAUCGAUUCUUAAAAAUC